Molecule: messenger RNA, 1518 nt
Organism: Alternaria viburni
Lineage: Eukaryota; Fungi; Ascomycota; Dothideomycetes; Pleosporales; Pleosporaceae
Exons: 1
Coding region: 1-1518 (505 amino acids)
Source: RefSeq, a predicted model, not a curated record
AUGAGCUAUGUAGGCCUCGGUCUUAUAGCUAUAUGGAUAUUGUCCCCUGUGGGCGGUCAAUCAUCUUUCCGACAAAUAAGCUACGGACCAAAGGACAUUCCUGAACAUGCGGAGUUCUUUUAUGUCGCGCCUAGCCAGUGGCUGUGGCCGCCUGAUUACGAAUCGUUCAAGCCGACCUUGGAUAUUUCUUACCUCGCUGCCCUCAUGAGUCAAACUACCGCACAAGGCUCUCCACGCGAUACUUGGGGUCACAUCAAAAUACCUCGAAUUGAGCAUUACGAAGACACAUCUCCUUCUGGGGACGAAGGCUGGUACAGGACCGAUAACGGUACUCGGGAAUCUUACUCUUCGUUCAUUGGUGUUCCGAUAAGUGGCACAGAUUCACCGGAGUUCAUUGACUACUCCACCAGGAUCCAGGCGAAGUACUUUCACCUGGAAUGUGGUGCAUACCUUGAUGAUCCCGAUGAUCGGGACACCCAGUUCACAUUCAACAGCACGAGGUGGCUAGGGGACGUAUAUUGGAAUGAAAAUGUCACAAGACGCGCCGAGGUCCCUCCUGGUGAAGUCGAGCCUUUCGGGUUCGUCAUUACUAUGGAUAGGGUUCGCAUCUGGAAUUGUACGAUUGAAACGACGUACGUGGAGGCAGAAAUCACAUGCUCUACAUACGAUGCCUGUGCUGCGGUUCGUAUUCGACGCUCUCGCCUCGCACACCCACCGGCAGCAGACACCCAACUGGGUCCGCUGUUAGGGUUCGAGAACACACCUUGGGAGUCCACGCUCUUAUCUACGUCCAUCAGAGCUGGUUCAGUAGACCAUUUCGACACUUUCAACAGGGAUGUCCAGCCUGUCGAUUCUAUCGAAUACAGCAUGAAUGGGCUCUCCCAAACCUAUCUCGACGACCCGAGGAACAUCUUACGACUAACGGCUGGUCGUUUUGAGGAGGCGGAUCAGGCGGGUUGGGCCAUACAUCUCAGUCAGAUACUCAAUGCAUACUGGGCGACAAUGAAUGGAAAAUACUCGCUUAUAGGUAAUUUCGACACAAACACCAAUCGAUCGAAUGCAAACGUCUCUUGGUACCAUAAAGACCAAGAUAAUACCACGGGCAUGGAUUCAGACACCUGGAAGGACAGGCUCAUGUUAGCGAGAGCAUGGCCGAGUACAGGAACAAGACGCAGUAACGUCGAGGUCUUCAAAGCACACUUCGGCUGGGUCAUUGCGCUUAUAGUCUCGUCGACCGUGCUCAUCGUAGCGAGUCUGGUGCCGUUCUACCUCCGCACCUUUCUCCCGCACGGCCCAGACGUGCUCAUAAACUUCUCUAGUCUGGCUGCGAGAGAUAAUCCUUACGUAGCUUUACCGGGGACGGGGACAUAUCUCGACGCAGCUGAUCGAUCGCGAUUGCUGAAGGACGUGCGCAUACGUUUUGGAGAUGUCGAAGAGGGCGGUGAGAUCGGGAGGUUGGCGAUUGGACGGUUCGACGGGGAUGUUGCGCCGUUGAGGAAGGGGAGGAAGUAUGCGUAG